AUGGGCUCUGAAACCACUCUUAAGCUUCCCACCAUAGACUUCUCCAAGGUAGAAUUAAAACCAGGCACUCCUGAGUGGGACUUGGUUAAAGUCCAAGUCCAUGAAGCACUCCAGGAAUUUGGUUGCUUUGAAGCAUUGUUCGACAAAGUUCCCUCUGACCUCCGAAAGGCCAUAUUUGAUGCAUUAGAAGAUCUUUUCAAUCUCCCUCUACAAACCAAGUUGAAAAACUCCUCCAAGAAGCCCUACCAUGGCUACGUUGGCCAGUAUCCGAUGGUGCCACUCUAUGAGAGCAUGGGUAUCGACGAUGCAAACCACCCGGAGAAAGCUGAAAGCUUCACCAAUCUGUUGUGGCCUGAAGGGAACCCAGAUUUCAGCAAAACUAUACAAUCGUACUCGGAGCAACUAUCCGAAUUAGAUCAGAUAAUUCGGAGGAUGGUGUUGGAGAGCUUGGGUGUUGAGAAAUACUUGGAGGAGCACAUAGCAUCAACAAACUACCUUCUUCGAGUCAUGAAAUAUAAAGGACCCGAAUCUAGUGAGAACAAGCUUGGGCUGAAUGCCCACACAGAUAAAAACAUAGUGACCAUAUUGUAUCAGAAUCAAGUUGAUGGAUUAGAAGUGCAGACUAAAGAUGGGGAAUGGAUCAAUGUCAAACCUUCACCAGACUCUUUUACAGUCAUGAUCGGAGAUUCUUUUUACGCAUGGGCGAAUGGCCGGUUCCAUUCACCGUACCAUCGGGUUAUGAUGACCGGGUUCGAGACAAGGUACUCUCUGGGAUUGUUUUCAAUUCCAAAAGCAGGCUACAUAAUAAAGGCCCCAGAAGAGCUGGUGGAUGAAGACCACCCCUUAAUGUUCAAGGCCUUUGAUCAUGUUGAAUUCCUGGGAUUCUACUACACUGAGGCCGGCCAAAAAGCCAAAUCUGCCCUGCAGACUUAUUGUGGUGUAUGA
Molecule: messenger RNA, 945 nt
Organism: Ilex paraguariensis (yerba mate)
Lineage: Eukaryota; Viridiplantae; Streptophyta; Magnoliopsida; Aquifoliales; Aquifoliaceae
Source: the annotation of a GenBank genome assembly